AUGGGAGCAGCAGCAAGUACACCCUCUGCACCUCCUGCAGAGCAACCUGCAGCAACAUGUCCAGUUGAUCAUAAGACCCGCGAGGUCUGGCUGCAACAGAAUGGCAAGGCGCCUCACCCUCCGAACUCCGAUGCACCCGAUCAGCCAUCUGCGAAGUCGCAACGCCCAUUAUCAACGGAUCGCGAAGUGAGCACUAUCCCUCGAGCCGGUGAUUUUAGCUCAGGGAGUGCCUGCCCUGAAGCCAACAAGGGCGGCCAAUCCCCAUACGCCGCAUCGCAUGGCACCCCGUCCAACGCCGAAUCCGAAACUGGCCGCGACGAAGCCAGCGGAAACUGGAUAUAUCCCUCAGAAAAGCAAUUCUUCGAGGCUCUCAUGCGCAAGGGUAACACGCCCGGCUCUACCGAAACCGCCACCGAACUCGCGACAUCAGUGGCCUCCAUCAUCCCGAUCCACAACGCCGUCAAUGAGCGCGCAUGGGAUCAAAUCCUCGACUGGGAGAAGAAGGGUCCUUCUUCAGAUCCCGGAAGCAAGAAAUGUGGAGGUCCCAAACUAUACUCCUUCCGCGGGCUCGGUGUCGAUCCACAAUACCUGAGUCCUCGUGCGCGAAUCAAUGGAUGGCUCGGCUACCAGCACCCAUUCGAUCGACAUGACUGGGUUGUAGAGCGCUGUGGAGGCGAGAGAGUUGAAUAUGUUAUUGAUUUCUAUCAAGGAAAGCCAUCAGGCAAUGGCACCUCCGGCCUGGCCGCUACUGCUGGCACUGGAAAACUCAGCUUCUUCCUCGACGUGAGGCCCAAGCUGAACUCUUAUGAGGGCUGGAGACUGAGAUUCAACCGAUUUACGGGCCUGUGA
Molecule: messenger RNA, 849 nt
Organism: Penicillium brevicompactum
Lineage: Eukaryota; Fungi; Ascomycota; Eurotiomycetes; Eurotiales; Aspergillaceae
Product: cytochrome c1 heme lyase CYT2
Exons: 1
Coding region: 1-849 (282 amino acids)
Biological process (GO): cytochrome c-heme linkage
Cellular component (GO): mitochondrion
Molecular function (GO): holocytochrome-c synthase activity
Source: RefSeq, a predicted model, not a curated record